This is a messenger RNA of Penicillium manginii, 2550 nucleotides long. RefSeq lists its product as uncharacterized. The transcript has 5 exons. Lineage: Eukaryota; Fungi; Ascomycota; Eurotiomycetes; Eurotiales; Aspergillaceae. The record is from RefSeq and is a predicted model, not a curated record. Gene Ontology annotation, molecular function: protein dimerization activity; DNA binding. Bases 1 to 2550 code for a protein of 849 amino acids.
AUGUCCUCGGUCGCGUCUGGUGUUUGUGGUCCUCUCGUCGAAUCUUAUGACCUGCCAUCACUCAGUACAUAUUGUCGGACUGCCACCGAGUCAAUUACACCAUCCAUUUGCUCUCAACAACUGCAAUUACCGCGAGCGCCCUUAUUCCUUACACGUACUGGGCCACAUCUUCAGCGAUUUUGGAUCCUUGUAGAAAUGGACCCCGCAACAGGCCAAACUCGGAAGGAUUUCACUGAGUGGUGGCUUCAAACAGAGUAUGGCACAAGAAAAGACAUCGAGACCACCAUUCAUUGGGACCACAAAAAGAGAGCUUCAGUCUGGGAUCACUUUGAGCAAGUAGCUCAUGAACGGACAGGAGAGCCUAAAGUUAUGUGUAAGCGUUGCCUUACUACACUUACUCAUCCAAAUAUUCGGCGUGGAGGAACAUCACCAAUGAACACACAUCUGAAAGGGAAUACCUGUCAUCCAAAGCAUGGGAUUGGCAAGUUACUUGCGAAGCAGUCACAAACUUCAAGAGCAACUUUAACUACUUUCUCUGAAGAAGCGCUUGCCCAGAAAGUCCUAUCUCUUAUCCUCGUCGCACGGCUCCCAUUCCGUAUCCUUGAUCGUCCAGAAUUCCAGGAAUUAGCUGAUCUAAUUGCUGUUGCUCCCUCACGGGUCAAACUACCCUCGCCCCGGACGAUUAGCCGACAACUACACUCGAAUAUCCAACAAGGACAACAGAGUAUAAUAGAUAUGCUCCCAGAGGAUAGUAGACUAUCUCUAUCACUUGAUUGCUGGACAUCACCUUUCCAGCAGGGCUUUAUGGCUAUUACUGGUUAUUUUCUGGAUAACGAUUGGGAGUAUCGAGAGGCUCUACUUGGCUUUGAACCCUUACAAGGCUCACAUACUGGGAGUAACCUAAGCUCAGUAGUUAUUGGUAUUCUCGAAAAGUAUAAAAUUGCCGAUCGGGUUCUGUCAGUAACAACUGAUAAUGCUACCAAUAACAAUACAAUGAUGCUCAGUAUUCAGGAUGAGUUUAAAAGUCAGGGCAUUGGAAGUGACAGGCUUGGUAAUGGUAUAUUCCGUGUUCCAUGCCUGGCCCAUGUGAUCCAACUGAGUCUGAAUCAACUUCUCGGAAAAAUAAAAGCAAUGCCAUCCAAUAAUGAGGCAGAGGAUGGAUGGCCAGAUGACCGUGAGCGCCAGGCGCGUUCCCAGCAAUCAAAGAGAGAGAUUAUCCAGACUUUGAACAAGAUCCGAAAUCUUGCUAUCUUUAUUAAUGCAAGUCCUCAGCGCCGAGCUGCAUUUCUUGUAAUCCAGUCCCAGGAGCCUCGACUGCUUCCUCUUCAAGAUGUACGGACUCGAUGGAAUUCUACAUUUCUGAUGCUCGGCCGAGCAAAACGACUACAGAAGAGCUUUCGAGAAUACUGUACAGCAAACGGCUAUCUCCAUUUUCAGCUUGACAAAGAAGAAUGGCGUCAGAUCGACUACUUACUGUGUAUCACUGAGCCAUUCUUUAAGUUUACAACUGCUCUCUCGAAAACAAAAGACACCACAAUCCAUCUUAUCUUUGGUGUUUACAAUAAGCUUUUCAAUCACCUGGAGAACUCCGAGAACCAGCUUCGCCGAAAGAGACUCCCAUGGAAGAAAUCAAUGCUGAGGGCAUUACAGGCGGCAAGGGAAAAGCUUUCUGAGUAUUAUCAAGCAACUGAUAAGGAGUUUUAUGGGGAUCUUUAUGGUAUUGCUACCAUUCUUGCCCCAUCAAAGAAACUUCGAUUCUUUACCUCAAGAGAUUGGCAAGGGGAUAUUGAUUUUGGUGCAAGAUAUCGUGGGUGUCUUGAAAAAGAGUUCUGGCGAUACAAACGGCGAUUUUCAGAUCAAGCUGAAGAAUCAUCCUCUGAUGUCCGGCAGAACUCCAGUGAUAUUAAUGAGAUUGAGAUGCUAUGUGACUCACAGACUUCAUUUUAUGCAGCAGAAGUACCAGCAGAGGAGGAGGAUGAUGAACUGGCUCGAUAUCUUGCAAAAGGCCUUAUUUCACAACAGCCCCGUUUAUUCUGGAGGGAGCAUCAAAAAGAGUUCCCAGUGCUGGCUGCACUAGCCCGGGAUAUUCUUUCAAUUCCUGCGAGUGGCGCAGGUGUUGAGCGUCUUUUUAACUGUGCUCGAGAUAUUUGUCACUACAGACGGGGCCGCCUUAACGCUGAUACUAUCAAGGAGUUGAUGCUGCAAUCGUGUGCUGUAAAAUUUGAGGUUGAACAGAGAGAGAUUGACUUUACAAAAGAGCUUGUACUAGCGGGUGAGGCAGCGAUGAUUGAACAAGACAGAGGAUCAAUAGCCCCUCUUCCAGCAUUGGAUCCAAUUAGCGAUAAUGAAGAGGAGGAAGGAGAGAAGGAGGAGGAGGAGGAGGAGGAGGAGGAAGAUAGACAGGAGCCAUCAGGAGAGACACAAAAACGAGCGCGUUCUGGAAGUACUAGCUCGCAGGAGGAUCAAAUGGAACACGAAGGCACACAGCGAGCGACGCGGAUUCGCAAGAAGCCUAAAAUGCCAGAGGGGUUCCAACUGGCGCCUUUGUAG